CUCGGAAUUUUACCCACAUCAAAUUAAAUGUACCUAACUCUAAUCCCUAAUCCUAAUUUUCUUCCUAAAUUCUAACACCCCGUCGUAAAUCCUAGUUUCAAUUGUAUGAUCGCAAUAAUUCUGAGUCAGGGCUUCAAGCACCGUGUGGCUUCGUCUUCCCGGCAUCGCGGUGUUCUUCGCAGUGCUGUCAAAUCGCGUUUUUCACAAUGUUGUAGCUCCAAUCGUGUUUACCACACUUCGCAAUUGCAGGUUGUUAAUUACAGAAGAUAGGAAUUGUGCAUUCUUUUUUGCUGAAUUUUGGGCCAAGGUUGCUAGUCUUAGCAGGACUAUCUAAAGCUUAAGCUUUUGACCAAAGCCUUUUCCUGGUUAACUGUAAUUGAAGGAUGUAACAUGGAAAGUCCCCACUCUGUGAACAGUCCAAGAAGAACCCUCAGCCUAUCGAAAAAGCAGAGGGCAACUGUAUCCUUUUUUGACCCCGAUGACAUAACCUCUGGCUUUGGAUUGUCUGGCGAUCAUGGCCCUAAGCCUUCUGAAGUUUAUGGUUUUGUAGGUUCUAUUACCACUGUUGUUGCUACAGUUAUUUUCUUGGUAUGGGCAUAUGCUCCAGAAUCAUGGCUACAAUCUGUUGGCAUCUCUUACUAUCCUAGCAGAUAUUGGGCUCUAGCAGUACCAACUUAUGUGAUGGUGACCAUUGUAUUGGUGCUGGGAUUCUACAUUGGCCUUAACUUCAUUUCAACACCUUCCCCUGCAUCUUUAAACACUGUUUUCGAUGAAUUCAGUAGGGAUCCUUUAAGUCUCGAGUGUUCUCUAGAAGAAGAUGAGAAACCCAUCGAGCCCAUUUCAGAUAUUGGUAUUGGCAGAAUCAAUGAUAUCAUGUUCAAUAAUGCAACCUAACAAUUACAAAUCUCCAAUGAUGGGUGGGAAUUGCUGCCAAACAAGUGCUGCUUAUUUGGGCUCUUGUACUAGAGGUUAUCUCUAUUAGACGUGAAAUUGAUUUAGUGAAAGAAUGAUUUGAUUCCAUCUUACUUUAUAAUUUUUUUAAUGCCAAUUUCUUUGCUCCAGCUAUUUAAUGCUUUAUGUCUCUGCUUAUUUCAGUAACUUUGAACCUUGCUACUUCAUGAAUGGUGGUCAAGAGUUCUAUUUAAGGAAACAACCUCUGUUUCUGAGAGUAAGAUCAUGUAUCUUACUCUUAGCCACUGUAGUUGUCUUGUGCACAUGAUCACCCUUCAUGGAGAUAAGCUUGGGUUGGGAUAACUCUCUCAAGUACUGUUGUGCUCCUCAGCCAUUAAUAUUAACAUAUGGAUAAAUUUUCCUUUUAUCUACUUCGGAU
This is a messenger RNA of Glycine soja, 1330 nucleotides long. RefSeq names its product phosphatidylinositol N-acetylglucosaminyltransferase subunit P. The record is from RefSeq and is a predicted model, not a curated record. NCBI's taxonomy places the organism in Eukaryota, Viridiplantae, Streptophyta, Magnoliopsida, Fabales, Fabaceae. Bases 391 to 894 code for a protein of 167 amino acids. The transcript is spliced from 6 exons.